AUGUACAGCAAGACACAGGAGCAAAAUAUGGAUUUUGAGGCCAUUUAUGAAAGUGAUGAAGACACUACUGGACCUCGAACACUGAGUUACAUCCAGGCUAAAGGAAAAGCUCUACAGUGUAGAGGAAGUAGAUGUUUGGUGUUGAUCACAGUAAGUCUCGGGCUCAUUUGUGUUCUUCUGCUGAUCUUCAUCAUACUGCUGUACUUCACCAUAACAGCAGAGAGAGACCUGAUAAAGACUUACAAGAACACAGCUGAAGAGUUCAAUCAAACCAUCAACAGCUUACAGGACAAUUACACUGAUCUAAUGACUGAAAAACACCAACUGCAGAACAACUUCAGCUCUUUGAGUCAGAAGAAACUGGAGCUGGAGACCAAAGUCAAUUAUCUCACUGCUGAGAAAGACCAGUUACAGAGAGAUUUUGACUCUUUGGGUCAGAGGAAUCCGGAUUUUGAAGUCACGACUCUGAGUGAUGAACUGAAGAAGAACGUUUCUAAAGGAGGAAAUCAGUGUAGUCUAGAUGGCUUGUUCGUUUCCAAAAAGUCGAUGAGCUGGUCUGCCAGCAGGCAGUACUGCAGGGAUCGUGGUGGUGAUUUGGUCAUUAUCAAAAGUUUAGAGAAGCAGAGGCUCAUGUCUUCACUAGUCAGACUCAGUGAGAGAGCAUGGAUUGGUUUGUCUGACAUAGCGAACGAGGGCAAUUUGACAUGGGUGGAUAAAUCACCACUGAAUCAGGGGUUUUGGUUUGAAGGUGAGCCGAAUGAUGAAGAUGGAAAUGAGGACUGUGUUGAAAUGAUGGCUUUUUCUUCCACCCUGAACAACUGGAAUGAUCUCUCAUGUUCAGCGAGGAGAAGAGGGAUUUGUGAGAAAUAAGGUUCAUCCUGUCUUGUUUUUGUAUUACUUAUAUUAUCUCAUGGAAUUAUUCUUAUUGUGGUUGCAAAAUUUCUGCAAAAUAUACAAAAUGACCAGCUGAUAUUGAGAUGAUCAUUAUUCUCUUAAUAAACAAAUAAAAUAUCCUGUUUCUUAUGAUGUGAAUUAUGGUGAUGGAACACCAAUCCUCUGAUGUGUUCAUGUUUUGCUCCAUCACA
Sinocyclocheilus rhinocerous is the source of this 1085-nucleotide messenger RNA. RefSeq names its product CD209 antigen-like. The transcript has 5 exons. NCBI's taxonomy places the organism in Eukaryota, Metazoa, Chordata, Actinopteri, Cypriniformes, Cyprinidae. The record is from RefSeq and is a predicted model, not a curated record. The coding region runs from base 1 to 870 and encodes 289 amino acids.